Molecule: messenger RNA, 2147 nt
Organism: Rana temporaria (common frog)
Lineage: Eukaryota; Metazoa; Chordata; Amphibia; Anura; Ranidae
Gene: MTHFD2L
Product: methylenetetrahydrofolate dehydrogenase (NADP+ dependent) 2 like
Exons: 9
Coding region: 601-1689 (362 amino acids)
Biological process (GO): tetrahydrofolate interconversion
Cellular component (GO): mitochondrion
Molecular function (GO): methenyltetrahydrofolate cyclohydrolase activity; methylenetetrahydrofolate dehydrogenase (NAD+) activity; methylenetetrahydrofolate dehydrogenase (NADP+) activity
Source: RefSeq, a predicted model, not a curated record
AUACUACAUGUUUCAAUUUUUAAAAAUAUGAGAUAUGUUAAGGCAUCGUACUGAGAAAGCAAGAAAAAAAACAAAAAAAUAAAAAAAAACCUGCUUUGUAUGUUAGACAAAACACCUUUAGUGUCUCACACAAUUGGGAAUGCAGUAAAGGUUUUAAUUUAUCUAGGUCAUGGUAUAGUUGGUAGUAGCACUCCGUGUCACACACACACCUAAAAAUUACAAAAUAAAAACUGUACUCCGUGUCAUAGUAUCUGUGUCUGCCUUUUUACGUAGCUCUGCCUAGUUUAUAAUAACUGAACAAUGAAGAAAACUGUACACCUUUGCAAUGGACCAAGCACCAUGUAACAUUACUGCCUGUUUUUUUUUUUUGUGCAGGUAUGCCCAUUAUCCAAUCAUUGCUAUAGAGGGGUGGAGUUCUUAUUCCCACACAGUUUAUACAUUGCUUCAACCCUCAUCAGUCAGUGAUGCUUGAAGGUACCAUUGACUGUAUUGCAAAUGAUUCUCAUGAUGGUUUUACUGCUGCAGGGGGAGAUAAUCUAACCCACUCCUCCUCUUGUAUACCCUUGUUCUCGGUGUGUUCUCUUAUUGCACGCAUAGAUUAUGGCCUUUACAUUCACUGGAAUUCGUCUUCUACAGAGGACAAAAUAUGGAAUUGCAAACGCCAGAAUGACUACCUGGAGUAGAGGCUAUCACACAGACAUGGCAUGUAGCAGAAUGGCAUUUCAAUCAAGCAGAAGCUCCAAGGAAUUCCUGUCUUGUGGGCUGCAAACAUCAAGAAUGUUCUGCAGAUCCAAAGCGCAAAUUAUCUCAGGAACAAAACUUGCCAAAGAAAUUAAAAAAGAGAUCCAGAAAGAUGUAGAAUCCUGGAUGUUCCUUGGCAACCAAAGGCCUCAUCUCAGUGUGAUACUGGUGGGAGACAACCAAGCAAGUCACACCUAUGUCAAGAAUAAGAUCAAAGCUGCAAGUACUGUAGGAAUUUCCAGUGAAGUUUUACUUAGACCCAGAAAUAUUACUCAGGAUGAAUUAUUGGAUAUCAUAAGCAAAUUAAACCGGGAUUCUAGUGUUAGUGGUCUGCUGGUACAAUUACCUCUACCAGAACAUAUCAAUGAGCAAGAUGUCUGCAAUGCUGUUGCUCCAGAAAAAGAUGUUGAUGGAUUUCAUAUUGUAAACAUUGGAAGACUCUGCUUAGAUCAGUCAUCUAUUAUUCCUGCUACAGCUGCUGCUGUUUGGGAAAUUAUUAAAAGAACAGGGAUAGAAACAUUUGGUAAAAAUGUUGUAGUUGCGGGAAGAUCAAAAAAUGUUGGCAUGCCAAUUGCUAUGCUGUUGCACACAGAUGGCAGACAUGAGAGACCUGGUGGUGAUGCCACUGUAACAAUUACCCACAGAUAUACUCCGAAAGAUCUACUGAGGAGACACACUCAACUAGCAGAUAUUAUAAUUGUGGCAGCAGGUAUUCCGAAGUUGAUCACGGCAGACAUGAUUAAAGAAGGGGCUGCUAUAAUUGAUGUUGGCAUUAAUCAUAUAGAAGAUCCAGCUACAGGAAAAACAAUAAUAGUUGGAGAUGUGGAUUUGGAAGGAGUGAAAGAAAAAGCCGGUGUUAUCACCCCUGUGCCAGGUGGUGUUGGGCCAAUGACUGUGGCAAUGCUACUGAAGAAUACAUUAAUGGCUGCUCAAAAAUUAAUUUACUAAAACCUUUUCUAUGUUUUCAUGUAAUAUUGUUUUUUAUCAUAUGUUUUAGUACUAAGCAUAAUUAUCGUUUUAAAUCUAGCAUUCAUUGCUUUUAUUUUUCUGAAAAGUAGGGUUGCACUGAUACCAGUAGGGUUUCACCGAUACCGAUAUUGGUGCCGAUACUAAGCAUUUGCAUGAGUGCUCGUAUUCGUGCAAAGCUCUGAUACCUUUGUUGUACAAUUUAAGCCCAUACAGAAUGAAUAGGCUCAAAUCGCACUGCAAAGAAACCCAUGCAAUUUGAACAGGAAUGCAGCGCGAUUCCUGACCGAACCGCAUUUGAUAUCCCCCACCGCUCCUGUGUGAACCCAGGCUUGUCAUAGUGACUUCAGCCUGGUUUCACACAGGAACGGUGGGGGAAAACGCAUGCGAUUUGGACCGGAAUCACACCACAUUCCUGUUCAAAUCGCAUACAAUUCAAU